Messenger RNA from Nerophis lumbriciformis (worm pipefish), 922 nucleotides. It is a transcript of the gene pxmp4, whose product is annotated as peroxisomal membrane protein 4. Gene Ontology annotation, cellular component: peroxisomal membrane. Lineage: Eukaryota; Metazoa; Chordata; Actinopteri; Syngnathiformes; Syngnathidae. The record is from RefSeq and is a predicted model, not a curated record.
UAUUUCGGGGUAGCACAUUGCGUGAACGCUAAGGUCCGACAGGAAUUUGUGUCCGUCGUCGCCAACUUCUCAUUAAAAAAAAAAGUCAUGGCGAGUUCAGAGCUUUUAACUACUUUACUUUAUACUGUCAACAACCUGUUGCAACAAGACAAAUACAAAGCGGCAUUGGCAGUUCUCAAAGGCUUCCGAAAUGGCGCCGUAUACGGCGCCAAAAUCCGAGCACCUCAUGCCUUUGUGAUGACUUUUCUAUUCCGGAGUGGAAGUUUGGUGGAUAAACUCAAAGCCAUUCUGAAGGCCACAUACACACACUCCCGCAACCUGGCGUACUUUGUGUUUACGUACAAAGGACUGCAGUCCUUGCAGGAGAAGAUCCAGGGAAAGAGUUUGCAGUCGCACGCCUUUCUUGCCGCCUGUGUCGGAGGAUGGUUGGUGUUUGGAGAUAACAACAGUAUCAACAGUCAGAUCAACAUGUACUUGCUGUCCAGGAUCCUGUUCGCCAUGUCCCGGCUGGCCGUGGAGAAAGGCGUGAUACCGCAGCCAAAACAUGAUCCCUUCCCAUUGUUCGCCACGCUGGUGUGGGGCGUGGUUUUAUGGCUCUUUGAGUAUCACCCGCAUACGCUCCAGCCUUCGCUGCAGUCUUCCAUGAACUACCUCUACCACGACAGCAACGUGUGGCACGACAUCUCUGACUUUCUCCUUUAUAACAAGCCGAGGACUUCCGGAAAAUGAAGCCCAUAGUUGACUUCUUUUGUCUGGGACAAGAUGUUGACAGGACCCUCAAUCUGUGCCAGGAGUUCCCAUAAUUGGAUUCAAUUUUAACUGUUAACAUCCUUUAAUUUAAAUACUGUAUAGGUUAUGUUAUAAGAAACAUAUUAACACAUUUGUUUUUUUUGAAGUGAAAAAAGAAGUAACUGUUAUAGCA